GCGAUGUCCCCACGGCGACGUGGUCAGCUGUCGCCGGGGUUCCUCGUACUGGUCACCUGCCGAUGACCUGUGUGUGUGUUUACCUGCGCUUACCUGUGUCUUUCUGUCCGUCCGGCAGCACACGCUGACGGGUCACAGCGGGAAAGUCCUGUCCGCUCGCUUCCUGUUGGACAACGCUCGCAUCGUGUCUGGGAGCUACGACCGCACACUCAAGCUGUGGGACCUUCGCAGCAAAGUCUGUAUGAAGACGGUGUUCGCCGGCUCCAGCUGCAACGACAUCGUGUGCACCGAGCAGUGCGUCAUGAGCGGACAUUUUGACAAGAAGGUUCGCUUCUGGGACAUCAGGGCGGAGAGCAUCGUGCGGGAGCUGGAGCUGUUCGGCAGAGUGACGUCGCUGGAUCUGAACCACGAUCGCACCGAGCUGCUCACCUGCUCCAGAGACGACCUGGUGAAGAUCGUCGACCUGCGCACCAACGCCGUGAAGCAGACGCUCAGGUGAGGCGGGCCCAGUGCAACGCAAAGCGGUCGAAGUUUAGAGGCAGCAGAAACAUGGCGAGUCCAUCUCGUUGGCAGGCGGUCAGUAGAGCUGAUGAUGUGAGGAAAGAUCACCUCAUAUUUAAAUAACCUCCAAGAACAAGAAGAAGAAUCUUUGUUGUCACGGGAACAGUGAAAGUUUCCCCAUGUGUGUGAAAUAUUAUCACACAUGACACAGAGAAAAUUACACUAGAAAGACGAGUUAUACAUGCAUGUGAGGAGCAGGAGCAUCAGUGAUGCUGCACAUUGAGUCGCUGCUGUUGCUACUGAAUACAGUUUAAAGAGGAAUGCUGGUUGCAUUAUCGUAUAACCAAAAACACGGUUUAUAAAUCAAGUGUAAAACAUGAUUUCCAGCCUAAACUCAGUGUUUUUAACGAUCCGCUGCACACGGUCGGCGCCGACCUUUAACGAACAGCAACAAAAUGAAACAACUGAAACGACGAAGCUUUUGUGCUGUAACGUAUAACAAUAGUCAAACUGUCGCACGUCUGACCACGUGAAGUACCCAGGAUGCUUUUGUUG
Messenger RNA from Neolamprologus brichardi, 1056 nucleotides. The record is from RefSeq and is a predicted model, not a curated record. NCBI's taxonomy places the organism in Eukaryota, Metazoa, Chordata, Actinopteri, Cichliformes, Cichlidae.